Messenger RNA from Tachysurus fulvidraco (yellow catfish), 2104 nucleotides. Its product is annotated as carbonic anhydrase 4-like. Gene Ontology annotation, molecular function: carbonate dehydratase activity; zinc ion binding. Bases 341 to 1270 code for a protein of 309 amino acids. Gene Ontology annotation, cellular component: plasma membrane. Lineage: Eukaryota; Metazoa; Chordata; Actinopteri; Siluriformes; Bagridae. The record is from RefSeq and is a predicted model, not a curated record. The transcript is spliced from 8 exons.
AUCGAUUCGGGGAGUCGGAUCAUUCAGUUUACCUCAUCAAAAAGAGCCGAAUCUUUAGAAUGCCAAAAAAAAUCGUUUCCAUUUUUCUCUAAUCCCUGCAAGGUUUAUGACAUUUUCCAUCUUUGUAGCCUGUGAAGUUUUUUUGUCAAAGUAACGAGUCUCUAUCUAAACUAAAAUAAGUAUAUGAGACGACUCAUAUGCGACUCAUUUGCGAGUCGCCUGUCAAUGCUGACGUAAAAGAGCCAAAUCGACACUGUGAAGAAUCACUUUCAAACCGAUUGGUUAGUUGAGACACCUGUGUGGUAAUCUGCCUUGUGGAAAGUUCUGGAAAUCAUCCAAUAUGACGCGUCUACUUUUGAUUUCUCUUCUAGCUUUAGUUUUUAAAUCCUGCAUUUGUGAGGAUUGGUGCUACCAGUCCCAGAUGUCCUGUGAACAGCCUUGCAAAGGGCCAGCAGCUUGGAAUGAGGUGAAUGCUGUUUGUGGUGGUAACAAACAAUCUCCCAUCAACAUAGUGACCAAAAAGACUAAGAUGGAUGCCAGUCUUACCGCAUUCAAAUUCACUGGUUACAGUGAGCUGUUUACCAGCAAUUUGAAGAAUAACGGGCAAACCGUUUUUCUGGACAUUCCUUUAGGGGCCACUUUGAGUGGGGGAAAUCUCUCGAACACCUAUAAAGCUGUCCAGUUGGAUUUCCACUGGGGCAGCAGUAGCAGCCCUGGGUCUGAACACACCCUUGAUGGAGACCAGUAUCCCAUGGAGCUGCACAUCCUGCAUAUAAAGGACAAAUACAUUACAGUAGAUGAAGCACUGAGUGACCCAACUGGACAAGCAAUUUUAGGAUUCUUCUUUGAGGAGUCAGCCACUGAAAACAAGGAGUAUAGAGCCUUCAUUGCAGCUCUAACUAAUGUGCAAGAUGCAGAAAGCCAGACAGAUCUUGACAUCUCCUUGAACAAACUGAUCCUGUCUGAGACGAAGCUGAGGGACUACUAUCGUUAUGAAGGCUCUCAAACCAUCCCGGGCUGUUCUGAGACAGCGAUCUGGACCAUGUUUAAGGAGCCUAUUCCACUUAGCACAACUCAGCUUGCGGCCUUUUUCAACCUGAAGUCUAAAGAUGGUAAGCCAUUGGUGAACACAUUCAGACCAGUGCAGCCUCGUAAAGGGCGGGUUGUGUAUAGAUCCCACUCUGGUGCAGCUGAAUCUGCUGUAGUGUUCAGCUUCACUCUCGUUCUGUUGAGUGUAAGUACAACUCUGAGCUGUAAUCAACUCUACUAGAGUCGAGCUUGAAGACUCAAAAUUCCUCAAAACAGCCCCAUUGUCAAAACUAGAGAACCAAAAUUAUUGAACACAGAUGAUAUGUUAUGAAAGUUUUUAAAUGUUUUAUUUGUUCUUAUGAGUGCAGGAAAGGAAAAAGUAGUUGAAAGGAAAAAGUUUUUUGUCCUUUUUUGUGGGUAUGUUCCUGUUCACAUUGUUCAUAUUUUCAGAAUUGUUUUAUUUUGUUCUUUUGUUGAGGAUGCUUCCUGUUUGUCAAAUAGAUAUUUAUAAAUAGAUAAUUAUUUUUGAAUAUUUAUAAACAUUAUUAAUAAUACCCGAUUAAUAGUCAACUGAACAUACUUUUUAUAAGUACUUUAAUAUCAAUUACAUUUCAUUCCCUAACCCUUGUAUGGUGUUCGGGCCUGUGGGACCCAUUUUCAUUUUUUUAUCAAUUUUUUAAUUUAUAUUUUAUAAUUUUUUUCACAUUUAUAUUACAUAAAGGAUGUUCGGGUCCACUGGACCCAGGGCUAAAACGAGUGUGGAAAUUGUCAGUCCUGUGUACCUGUGAACUGAUUCCAUCCAGAAAAUGAUUCUGGAUUGCACUAAAAACAAAAAUACGAACAUCAUACAAGGGUUAAUAGACUUGUGCAGUUGUUCAGUUGUAUGGCCGAUUUAAAAAAAAAAAAAAAAGGAAAGUCAUGGCAUUGUAGAAUCCAGCUUGGUGGCUUUGUUUGCCAAAGAAAAUGAAAAAAAAAAGUUUUUUGUAUUAAUGUUGAAUAAAUGUUUUACAGAUGCAAAAAAAAACCAAAAAAACACUUUGGUAUUUAUUAAUAAAAAUUAUUUGUUUGCAAACUG